GGUGGAAAAAAUGAAGAAUCUGAAGGUGCUAAAGCUGUUCAAGAACAACCUGAAAGAAUUCCCAAUGCCGGUGUGUGCACUUAAGACACUAGAAGAAGUUGACCUGAGCUUUUCCAACAUCAGAACAACCCCAUCAAAGGUAAAGCAAUUAAAAAAUCUGAAGAUUUUGAAACUCUCUAACAACAAUCUGGAUGAAUUCCCAAUACCAGCAUGCGAACUGGAGGCACUAGAAGAGGUUGACCUGGACAACAACAACAUCACCACAAUUCCGCCACAGGUUAAACAACUGAAGAAUCUUAAGGUACUAAAGCUGUUAAAGAACAGACUGCGAGAAUUCCCAAAACCAGUAUGUGAGCUGGAUUCACUAGAAGAGGUCGACAUGAGCCAUAACAACAUAACAACAGUGCAACCAGAGGUAAAACAGUUGAAAAAGCUGAAGAAGCUAAGGCUGAAAGACAACGACCUGAAAGAAUUUCCAAUAGCAGUAUGUGAAUUGGAGGCACUAGAAGAGGUCGGAAUGAGCGAUAAUAAGAUCACCACAGUUCCAACAGAGGUGAUUCAACUGAAGAAUUUGAAGUCUCUAAAUCUGCAGAAGAACAAAUUGGACCAAUUUCCAAUUUCAGUAUGUCAGCUUAUGACACUAGAAGAGGUUAUCUUAUCCAAUAACAAGAUCCCCACUGUUCCAUGGUUGGUAAAACAACUGAAGAACCUGAAGAUACUAAGGCUACAGUUCAACAAACUGAAUGAAUUUCCGGAACCGAUAUGUGGGAUGGAUUCUCUGGAGGAGGUCAACCUGGGCAACAACAGGAUCUCCAUUGUUCCAUGGUGGGUAAAACAACUGAGGAACCUGAAGAUACUAAGGCUACAUUGCAACAAACUGAAUGAAUUUCCGGGACCGGUAUGUGGGAUGGAGUCUCUGGAGGAGGUUAACUUGUCCAAUAACCAGAUCCUGACAAUUCCACUAGAAGCAAAACAACUUAAAAAUCUGAAGGAACUAAGGUUGCGCAACAACAAUUUGGUAAAUAUUCCUUUAUCGUUGUGUGAGCUGAAGACACUAGAAGAGAUUUACCUGGACAAUAACAAGAUCAGUGCAGUCCCUCCACAAAUAGAACAACUGAAAAAACUCAGGAUACUAGGGCUGUGUAAGAACAAUAUAGAUGAAUUUCCAAAGCCUGUAUGUGAACUGGAAACACUAGAAGUAGUUGACCUGGAAGGUAACAGCAUCACCACAAUUCCGCCAGAGGUUCGACAACUGAAGAAUCUUAAGGUACUUAAGCUGAAAAACAACAGGCUACGAGAAUUCCCAAAACCAGUAUGUGAGCUGGAUACACUAGAAGAGAUUGACAUGAGCCAUAACAACAUAACAACAUUGCGACCAGAGGUAAAACAGUUGAAAAAGCUGAAGAAACUAAGACUGAACCACAACCAUCUGAACGAAUUUCCUGUUACACUAUGUGAGCUGGAACCACUAGAAGAGGUUUACUUGGACCAUAACAACAUAACAACAGUGCGACCUGAGGUAAAACAGCUGAAAAAGCUGAAGAAACUAAGACUGAGCCACAACAACCUGAAAGAAUUUCCAGCUACACUAUAUAAACUGGAACCACUAGAAGAGGUUGACUUGGACCAUAACAACAUCACUAUGGUUUCUUCAGAGGUUAAAAAUCUACAGAACCUUAAGAUAUUACGGAUGUGCAACAACGGGCUGGAUAAAUUCCCUGUACCAUUAUGUAAGCUGGAGACACUAGAAGAGGCUUACUUGGACCAUAACAACAUCACCACAGUCCCAUCACAGGUAAAGCAACUGAAGAAUUUGAGAAAAAUAUGGAUGCGCAGCAACAAUCUGGUCGAAUUCCCAGUAACAUUAUGUGAGCUGGAGAAAAUUAAAGGAGUUUUCUUGGACAAUAACAAGAUCACCGCUCUCCCAGCUCUGACAACACUCAGCAGAAUACGAAGUUUAAGUCUUAAGUCUAACAGUAUUACUAAGAUUUCAGAGGAAAUAGGCAAAAUGAUGCAGCACUUAGAAUCUCUUAACUUAGAAAACAACAAGUUGGAAAAAUUACCUGAAGGGAUGCGAUUCCUAUCAUCUCUAAAUGAGUUUUGCCUGGGGGGUAACACACUGAUUCAGCCACCGGAAGAGGUAGUCAAAGAAGGCAGAGAGGCAGUGUUCCGAUAUCUUGAAGAUCUGGCACAAACCAGAGCAGAGAAAGCAUCAAGACUUCAGGUUCAGGUGCUAGGAGAAACUUGUGUAGGAAAAACAAGUCUGGUGGGAACACUCACAACGGGAGAGCCCUACUUGACCCUUGAAGCAGACAGAACGCAUGUCCUGCAGCAAAAAUCAUGGGUGCCACAGGAGGAUAUCUUCUUGAAUAUCAAUGACUUCGGUGGUCAUUCAGUCUACAAAGUUGCACACAACUUUUUCUUGACCAAAAAUGCAUUAUCUUUGGUUGUUUUUGAUAUCUGUUUGAACAUACCUGAGAAGUACCAUCGUGAUAUAGGAACUUGGAUUGAAAACAUUUAUUACAGAUCACCAGAAUCAAGAAUUUUACUAGUAGGAACUCAUGCAGACUUCCUUAGUGUUAAAGAAAUACAGACAAAGAAGGAAAAUAUCAAGGGAGCGUGGAAAGCACAAUUAGAAAAGAGACAAUCCAGAUUGAAAGCAGCCUGUGACACGUUGCGUAAAAAAAUGAGAAAACAGAAAGAGCUUACAGAGGCGUAUCGUACUAAAUUAGAUCACAUAAGAAAAUCAAUGAAAAACCCACCACAGGUUUGUGAAGACAUAUUUGUCACAAGUUCCAAAUCACAAUAUGGAAUUGAGAACCUUAAAAAUGAAUUGAUCCGAAUAGCAAAGCAAAAGGCCAUCAUAUUACCAGGAUCAUGGUUGAAAAUAGUAGAGAACAUCGAAAAAGCUAAACACAGUGGGACAGAAUCUGUUUUGUCCAUGGAUUCCAUUGGAGAAAUAAACGAAGAACACGAACCUCCCCCUAAAGUCGCCAGAAUUGCAGAGGCAUCAACCAGCAAAGAACGAGACAAAUCAGAGAGUCAGAGGAUGGAAGAUGUAAUUUCGUUUCUGCAUGAUACUGGCGUGGUUUUGUGGUUCAAAGCCAAUCCUUUGCUGCGACAGGUCAUUUUUCACAAACAGGAUGUGCUCAUAAACCUCUUGAAGGCAGUCCUCCGCCAUGAUCUUGCAUCCAUCCUCGUAUAUGAUACUAAACCCUUCAGUGAGAGAUUUAGCGGACCGGGGUUUGAAUCUGCAAAACAGGAUGCGCUGAAACGAGGUAUUUUGAGCACAACAUUGCUUGAAUGUUUGUGGGAGAAGUAUGACCUAGGGACACCAGGAUUUUUAGCAAUGCAGAAAUUACUGAAGGACUUCGAGGUGUGCUAUGUGGUUAAAGGCGAGGAAGAAGAUAUGAUUCAUUUUCCGUGGAUCUUGGAAGAAGGUCGCCCAAAAGAUCUUUCCUCCAAAUGGCAGACUACACCCCUUCCCCGAGAUGCAUUGCAAAUUUCCACCGAGGUCCAUUUUGCCGGCCCCUGCCCAAUAGGGCUGUAUGAAACGGCUGCUGUACAUCUCCAUGAACACUUGAAAAACUUCAAAUCAACACGUAUAGACUGGAAGGAUGGUUUCUAUGCCCAGCUUGGUGUUUAUCUCCGAAUGACACUUGAAAGGGAAUGUGUAGGAAACCCAGCCAAUGGAAUACUAAGGCUUUCCAUGCGGGGGGACAAUCUUCACCAACUCAAAGAGUCUUACCUUAAGUUAUUCAAGGACUUAACACAGUUGAUAGAAAGAGAAUGCCCUGGUGCAACUCGAGUUGAAUAUGUGGUGUGUCCACAUUGUUUACAUAAUGAGGAAACAUCUCCAUCACUUUUUGAAAUACCAGAGCGAUUUCUUAAUGUUUCACUGGAAGAUAGGGCAUGUUAUCACCCUUGCCCAGAGGAAGAUCCAAGUUUCAUGGCCUCGGCGGAUUUCUAUUAUCCUGUGACGGAGGGUGCCAUGACCGAUCUCCACAGUACAGCCCUGAGGAUACAUGCUGUACAAAUGUAUAAAGACAUCAGUGGUCUAUCCCGGCCCCUCCAGGAGAUAAUGAAUCGACUUGUGAAAGAAAAGAUACUCAAAGAGCAAGACGGGAGAUCCAUCCUAGAGCCAGAUGGAACAAUCAGUCUUUUCAGCAUCCUUAAAGGAAAGAGGGACUCAGCAUUCUACAUCUUCUGUGGAGCCUUACAUGACAGUGGGAAACAUGAAACUGCGAGUCUUCUGAUGUUAUCAGAUUUGGCAGUGGAUCUUGGGGAAGAUGGUCUGAAAGAAGCGCUGACAACUUUGUUGAAUGAGGGUGUACUAACACAGGAGGAGGAGAAUGCUGUGCUUUAUAAAUCAUGGCGACAGCUUUCGCGUAAGGUGGAAGUUCUUCUUCAAAAAUUGAGCGACAAAGUUGGCUAUUUACGGGAUGAGGCCUUUUUUAAUUUUAAGAAAGUUGUUUAUGAGAUUGAAAGGAAACAUCGACAGGACAAGACACACCCUUCAAAUUUACCCGAAUGUGAUAAGUUGGAAUUGCUUCAAAAGCUCGAAAGAGACCCAAAAUAUUCUGAUCCAGAUUUUGAAGAAAAAGAGAUGUGGACAAGCCUUAAUCUACAAAGAAUUGGAACCAGAAUUCCACAGAGUAUAUCUCGCUGUGCCAGCAUUGAAAGACUUGAUAUAUCUGGUAAUGGAAUCCUUGACAAGGCAACAUGGGAGACCAUAUACACACUAAGAGCUCUAAAAGAUUUAAAAGCAUCUGAGUGUGGAGUAAAUGCGGUCUCCUUGAAAAUUGGUCAUCUGGCAAACCUGAAAAAAUUAGAUCUGUCCAAGAACCACUUGAAUGAAUUUCCAUUAUCAAUAUUUACGCUUGAAAGACUGAUAGAGCUUGACCUUAGCCAUAGCAACAUCACCACAAUUCCACCAGAGGUACAACAACUAAAGAAUCUGAAGAAAUUAAACAUGUCCCACAACAGUUUGAAAGAAAUCCAGGCAAGAGUAUGUAAGCUGGAGACAUUAGAAGAGCUCCACCUGAGUCAUAACAAAAUUGCCACAGUUCCACCAGAGAUAGAACAACUGAGGAGCUUGAAAGAAAUUAACCUAUCCAACAACGAGCUGAGAGAAUUCCCGAUCCCUUUAUUAGGGCUGGAAACACUAGAAUCUGUUUGGAUGGAUCAUAACUACAUAACCAAUUUCCCAGUCUUGACUACUACCAGCAGAAUAAGCGUUCUUAGUCUAAAUUCCAACAAUAUUACUGAGGUUUCAGAGAAAAUUGUUGAUAUGAUGAAUUACCUAGUCAAAUUUGACUUAAGAAACAACAAAUUAAAGAGAUUGCCUGUACAAAUACGACUCCUGUCAUCUCUACGUGAGCUUCACCUUAUAGGCAACAAACUAAUUCAGCCACCACAAGAUUUAGCAAACGAGGGCAAGGAGCCUGUGUUUCGAUAUCUUGACGAUCUAUCAAAAAGUUUGGAACAGGAAGCAUCGAUCCUCCAGGUCCAGGUGUUAGGAGAAACUUGUGCAGGGAAGACAAGUCUGGUGGGAACACUCACAACGGGAGAGCCCUACUUGACCCUUGAAGCAGACAGAACACAUGUUCUGCAGCGAAAAACAUGGAUGCCCCAACAGGACGUUUUCUUGAAUAUCAAUGACUUUGGUGGUCAUUCAGUCUACAAAGUUGCAUACAUUUUCUUUCUGACCAAUGAAUCUUUGUCGUUGGUUGUAUUCAAUAUCUGCUUGAACAUAGCGAAGGACUACCACAGUGCUAUAGGAACAUGGAUUGACAAUAUCUAUUGCCGAUCACCACAAUCAAGAAUUUUACUAGUAGGAACUCAUGCAGACCUCCUUAAUGAUGACGAAAGACAGAUUAAGAAGAAAGACAUUAUGAAAGCAUGUGAAGCACACUUGGAAGGCAGGCUAUCCAGCUUAAAUGCAGCCUAUGCCAACUUGAAUGUACAAUUGAAGAAACGGGAAACUCUUACAGAAACAUACCACACAAAGAUGGAUCACAUAAGAAAAUCAAUCGAAAACCCACCCAGAGUUUGUAGAAAUAUUUAUGACAUUAGUUCUGAAUCAGGGUAUGGAAUUAAAGAUCUUAAAGAAAAAUUGAUCCAGGAAGCAAAGAAAAAAACAAUUAUACUACCAAGUUCAUGGCUGAAAAUUGUGAAUCACAUUGAAGAGACUAAACACAGUGGGACAGAAUCUGCCUUGUUCAUGACUUCUCUUCAGGAAAUGAAUGAAGAACAUGAAUCCGCCCCUCAAGUUGCCAACAUUGAAGAGGUUUCGACAAGCAGUGGAAUAGAAUCGGUCUUGUUCAAGACAUAUCAUAAGGAUAUGAACAAAGAUCAAGGAUCUUCUCCAAAAGAUGCCAAACUUGAAGAAGUGUCAACUAGCAAUGGAAAAGAACACGCUUUGUUUAUGACUUCACUUCAGGAAAGGGACAAAGAGUACGAACCUCCCCCUAAAGUUGCCAGAAUUGAAGAGGCUGAAGACGUGCCGACUGGCAGGUUUAGGUACCCAGACACAGAGAGUCGGAUAAUGAGAGAUGUCAUGUCUUUUCUACAUGAAACUGGUGUGGUUUGGUGGUUCAAAGAUGAGCCGUCGUUGCAACAUGUUGUAUUUCACAAACUGGACAAAGUCAUAAAUUUGUUGAAGACAGUACUCUGUCGCAACCUAGAAUCAAUCCUAGAACACUAUACAACGCCAUUCAGUGAGAAGUUCACCAAACUUGGGUUUAAGUCUGCAAAACAGGAUGCUCUAAAACGAGGUAUCUUGAGCGCAACAUUGCUUGAAUGUUUUUUGGAGGAAUAUAAUCAAGGACCAGAGAUAUUUUCUGCAAUGCUGAAAUUACUGGAGAUCUUUCAGAUUUGCUAUGCUGUCAGAGGUAAGGACACGGGAGAAGAAAGGUUUCAUCUCCCAUGGCUCCUGGAAAAAGAUCGCCCAAAAGUUCUCUCUCCAAAAUGGCAAAUGCCCCUUUCCCGAGAUACAUUACAAAUUUCCAUAGAGGUCCGUUUUUCAGGUCCCUGCCCUACUGGACUGUAUGAAAUGGCUGCCGUCCAUUUUCAUGGACAUUUGGGAAACUUCAAAUCAACGCGUGUAGACUGGAAAAAUGGUUUCUAUGCUCAGCUUGGUGAUUGCCUCCGAAUGACACUUGAAAGGGAAUGUGCGGGAAAUUCAGAAAACGGAAUACUUAGGCUUUCCAUGCAAGGGAACAAUAUUCACCAACUCCAAGAGUCUUGUCUAAAUGUGUUUAUGGCUUUGACUCAGCUGAUAGAGAGAGAAUGCCCUGGUGCAUCCCGAGAUGAAUAUUUAGUCUGUCCGCAUUGUAUGCAUGAAGAGAUAACACCUCCAUCACUUUUUGAAUUACCAGAUCAAUUUCUCAGUGUCCCGUUGGAAGAUAAGGCAUGUUAUCACCCAUGCCGAGAGGAAGAGCUAGGUGUUAUGGCCUCAGCAGAUUUCUAUUAUCCUGUGACAAAUGGAAACAUAACCGAUCUUCACAGUGCGACCCUAAGAAUACACGGCGUACAAAUGUUUAAAAACAUUAGAGGUCCAUUUAGGCACCUCUGGGAGAUACUGAGUCGACUUGUGAAAGAAGGGAUACUCACAGCGGAAGAGAGGAGUUCUAUUGGAGAACCAGACGAACUUUUCAGCAUCCUUAAAAGAAAAAGGGACUCUGCGUUUUACAUCUUCUGUGGAGCUUUACAUGAUAGUGGAUAUCAUGAAACUGCAAGUCUUCUGAGGUUAUCAGAUUUGGCAGCGGACCUCGGAGAAGAUGGUCUGAAAUCAGUACUGGAAAUUUUAAUGUCUGAGUGUGUCCUAACAGAGGAAGAAGUGAACUCCGUGCAUCACGAAUCAGGGGGACAAGUUUCGCAGGAGGUAGAAUUACUUCUUCAAAAGUUGAGUGACAAAGUACCCCAUUUACGGGAUGACCCUUUUUCUAAAUUCAAGAAAGCUGUAUAUAAGGCUGAAAGGAAAAAACGUUCAGGUUCAAGAGUGCGUUUGGACACAGAGGUGCUGUACAGCAGAGAACAUUGUCAACAGGACACGUGAUAACCAAAUUUGACAGAUGCCAUUACUGACAAUUUCAGGUACAAUUUGAGAACUUUAAUGAGAUUCAAUUUGAAUCCUUUAUACCCAAUUACAGUACCCAAUAGAAUCUGUGGUGCCAAAUUUUCUACCAAAAUGCUUAUUAAGAAACUUUUCCAAACUGGCAGAGUUCGCGUAUGCGGAGAAAGGUUUAAUAGUGACUACCAUAAAAUCAGCGGGAAAAUGGGCAAUUUGGUGGUAUAGAGAUUGACUGGACAGGGCAAUGUUUACGAAUGUAUCAGGGCGAAUAAUGACUACAUGCAUAAAAACACUGGGACAAUGGUGUAAUAUUUGAGAUGCUGUGACAGCAGAUUCCUGUAUAUUCAACCUCCAGAGUUGUAUAUUUAAUAUUUAGUUCCACCUAGCUGGUUUGUAGAAUAUUUGAACAAGUUCAUACAAAUGUUGUAAAUUUGAAAUUUUAGCUAAUAGUGAUUUCAUUUUGGUUCAUGGUGUUUUUAGAUGUUAUGAAUGUUUUAAGAAAAUCAAUCCAAAUUCAUAGUUUGCAUCUAAUUAUAGCCUAUGGUAUGCACGUCCACGAUAAUGGGUAACAACAAUGAGACAUGGGCAUCAAAAUGUCAACAUGGUAAAGAUCUAGUGAGCACACUUUCCACUUAGAAUAUGAACCGUAUUUGAUUUAUAUUCAUAAAAUUUGGAAAGUGUAACGUUAAACACAUACAGUUUAAAAAUUAUCAGGGAAGAGUACGCUUAACUUCACAUA
Lingula anatina is the source of this 8813-nucleotide messenger RNA. RefSeq lists its product as uncharacterized. Gene Ontology annotation, cellular component: cytoplasm. Lineage: Eukaryota; Metazoa; Brachiopoda; Lingulata; Lingulida; Lingulidae. Gene Ontology annotation, biological process: regulation of apoptotic process. Gene Ontology annotation, molecular function: protein binding. The record is from RefSeq and is a predicted model, not a curated record.